CGACCGCACGGCCCGACAUGAGGCCCGGGAUAUGUUGAUGCUGUGAUACCGUAAGCGCGAGUUAAGUGUCCAGUGUGCCCGCCAGCGAAGAUGCAUCUCCACUUCGAGAGGAACGUGAACGCGAAAUGCGACUGCACGAUACUGUCGCUGUCGUGGAUGGGCAAGGUGCCCGACGAGCUGCCCGAGGAGGAGGGUUGGAAGCUGAACCGCAACAACUACUACCAGGAGGGGUGGCUGGCGACGGGCAACGUGCGCGGCGUGGUGGGCGUCACGUUCACGUCGUCGCACGCGCGCCGCCAUGACAUGCCGCUGCGCACCAACUACAAUCUGCGCGGACAUCGGUCUGAUGUGAUCCUAGUGAAGUGGAACGAGCCGUACCAGAAGCUGGCAUCGUGCGACAGCUCCGGUGUCAUCUUCGUGUGGAUCAAGUACGAGGGCCGCUGGAGCAUCGAGCUCAUCAACGACCGGAGCACUCCCGUCACACACUUCUCCUGGAGCCACGAUGGACGGAUGGCGCUUAUUUGUUACCAGGAUGGCUUCGUCCUCGUGGGCUCGGUGGCCGGCCAGCGGUACUGGUCGUCGAUGCUGACCCUGGACGCCCGCAUCACCUGCGGCUGCUGGACGCCAGACGACAGCCAGGUCUACCUGGGCACUGCGUCCGCGCAGCUGGUCGUCAUGGAUGUGCACGGCGCUAUGGUCUCACAGUGUUUCACCCAGGUGCAACUAGUCGCGGAGGGCGGUAUCACAUCCAUGGCGUGGUCGUGCGAGAAGUUCAAGAUGGAGGAGGGGGAGGAGGUGGAGAGCGGGCACGUGCUGGCCGUCGCGCUCGGCAGCGGGGAGGUGGUGCUGCUGCGGGGACACGACGACGUCAGCCCCGUGCGGAUACACACCGGCCUGCGGGGCAACACGCUCGCCAUGGAGUGGGCCAACUCCAGGGAGCUGCUCGCGGUCGCGGGGACCAUGCUGCCAGAACCAAACGAGGACCCGGAGUCCCCACCGUACAAGAACGUGGUAAAGUUCUACUCCGACACCGGCUCACUCAUCUAUACCGUACAAGUGCCUUAUACUCAGGCGCGCGUGUCAGCCCUGACGUGGGGUCACGCGGCGCGGCGGCUGUUCGUGUGCGCGGGCGGCGCGGUGUGCACGGCGCGCGUGUGGCGGGCGGUCGCGCCGCUGCAGCUGCUGGCGCGCGUGCGGGCGGCGGCGGCGCUGCGACACCCGCGCCUAGCUGCCGCACUGCCGCUGCCGCCGAAACUGCAGCCCGCGCUGCACAGCCUCUUCGCGCACACUAUACGGUGUAACGUUCCCGAGGCGAACGAGCUGCGUCGUUUCGUGUCGCGUCCCCCGCCGUCGGGCGGUCGGCUACACUGCACGAUGCUGCGACACGACGACGAGGAGGCCGGCGCCUACACCCUGUACCUGGAGCACCUCGGCGGACUCGUGCCGCUGCUGAAGGGACGAAGAACCAGCAAAAUCCGACCCGAAUUCGUUAUAUUCGAUCCUCAGGGUGAAGAAGCGACACUAGCGGCGAGUCAGGCGGCAGGUCGCGAGAGCAGCAGCAGCGGCGGCACGGGCAGCUCGUCGAGCAGCAGCAGCAGCCGCGGCAUCUCGUCCCCCCGCCCGCCACGCACCCCGCGCGCGCCCCGCCGGAACCCCCCGCGAGCGCCGCCGCAGGACUCCUGCUCGUCUGACACGGAUCGGGAGGACGGUUGUUCUGGAUCUCCUCGACUGCAAAGGCGGAGGCGAGCACGCGAGAGACGGAAAAUGCGAAGCUCCAGCGACAAAGAAGACGCUCCUAAUGAAUUAGCUUACAUUGAUUCAUUGCCUGAGGACGUACGCCUGGUAGAAGUGACAUCGAACAUUUGGGGUACAAAGUUCAAGAUGCACGGCCUCGCUAAGAACGUCCCGGCUAAUCUGGGCCAAGUGACUUACAAAACCUCCUUGCUGCAUUUACAACCUCGCCAGAUGACGCUUAUGAUCACAGAACUGAGGGACGAUUAUCCCGUGGGCCCGGAUCCCAAUUUCAAUCCCAACAUAUUUUCCGAGGACGAGGAGGACGUCUUCCAACCGAACGACAACUCGCCGUCCCACUCCAAUAAUAACAAUAGGAAAGAUUACAGUCCAGUAGUACUUAGCGAUAAGAUGACAAAUACAAACAACGCCACAAAUCAAUCCGAAGCCUACUCCUCAAUUAACAAUAACACCGGCGCGUCCCUCGCCCGGGCAGAGUCGUACGAGGAGUUUCCGUUUAUUGACACUAACGAGGCCAUUAGUAGCAUCUCCGAUAACGUCUACAGCACCACGUCCGUGAGACAUGCGACACCGUCAAUAGAGAGACGUGUGAACAACACGACUGCUGUGCCCAACAGGCACGCGAUAUCGCCAUUGAGAUGCGAGAGCUCGGUCCCUACCCUACAAUCACCUAAGAACGCCGUGGCGCCCACGGAUAUAAUUUUCGAGCGACCGUCCCCGCAGACAGUCACCUGCGGGGGCCGGGGUGAUUUCUGUGGGGGUCGAGCCGAUUACGGCGUCAGGAGUGACAAUGUCUCGCUGAAAGGUAGUCUCAACACUGUCGAACAACAGUUGUUCAACCUAAACCUCAGCAUAGAACCGAGCAGGCAGGUGAUGAUCAAGAAGUGCGAUAACCACGUCGCCGAUAACUGCCUCUCCAAGCUCCGGAAGAAUAUUUGCAACCGAGGCGAGGGUGCCUCUUACGAGAUGAACACUAGAAUCCUUAAAUCUCUUUGUAACAAAAAUUACGAAAACGAAGUCCACCCGGACGCGUUCAACAGACGCGCGGACACCUUGAAAAACAUACAAAAAGGGGAGGACCUGAAGUUCAUCGACGAGGAGGCCCCGGCGGACGCGUGCCCUAAUUUUACUGAUAAGCCCAGGGAGGGAAGGGUGCAGAGGACCACCACGGUGGUACCGAUAAGUCCGGUCUGCGCCAAUAUGCCAGUUUACGAUACUAUGACCAGGAGCUGUAGCGUAGGCUACCUGGAUUUGGUGGACCCCCAGGUCCUUCACGCCCAGGUUAGCUUAUCCGCGCUCCGGGAUCACCCUCGUCGGCUAGUUCUCGUCAACAACAAGAAGCAGCGGAAACCGCGAAGAUACUUUAGGAAUAACGACAUGAAGCAGUACGGUAAUAUCAAAACGCCCAGCUUGAAAAAGAGCGGAAAGUCAAAAAGUUUAGAUUCGAGCGAGCUCUCCAUAACCGCGGAGAAAGGUAGGAAGCCGGUUCAGGAUGGGAAUAAAAACGUCGAAGUUAAAUCGCCCAACUCCAGCAGCAGGUGUAACAGCACGUGUGAGGAAAACAGUGGGACUAGCGCGGAGGAAAACCGAGUGAGGAGGUCGAGGCGGGACUACGCCGCGGUCAGCGCGGCCAGCGCCCCCGCACCCCCCGCGCCGCCCGCGCCCCCGCCCGCCACUGACAGCGACUCCGACUACAGCAAGUAUUAUAGUUCACUGGAGCAGCUGGCCCUACGUCUGCUGGCGUCUCGUUCGUCGAAGCGCGGCGACAGCGCGGGUCGAGAGAGUAGUUCGGCGCCGGCGUCCCCGCGGCCCGCGCGCGCCGCACCCGCACCCGCGCCCGCCACGCCGCAGCCGCGCACGCGACGACAGCGGUAUUCCUCCGCCUCACCUAUACGACAACUGCUCAAUUCACCCCUCCUCAAUCGUCGGAGAAACAAAAAGCCGUCGGAGAGCUCGGACGACGAGUAUUCAAACGGCUACAGCGAGGUCAACAGCAAGAACUACAGGGACCUGGAGAGCUUCCAAAAGGCGCAGCUUAGAAAUAAGCUGAAACGAGCGGGUGUGGGCGCGGUAGCGGGAGCGGCGGCGGGCGCGGGCGGCGCGGCGGAGCGGGGCGCGCGCCGGCAGCUGGUGAUGCACAACAAGGCGCCCAUGUGGAACGAGAACAGCCAGGUCUACCAGCUCGACUUCGGCGGCCGCGUCACCCAGGAGUCCGCCAAGAACUUCCAGAUUGAAUACCACGGCAAACAGGUGAUGCAGUUCGGUCGCAUCGACGGCAACGCGUACACCCUAGACUUCCAGUAUCCCUUCUCCGCGCUGCAGGCGUUCGCGGUCGCGCUCGCGAACGUCACACAAAGACUCAAAUGAGCACUCGCCGUCACGUACAGCAAGAGGUUGCGCUCCUACGGUUUCUACAACCGUUGUGGGGCGUAACCGGUUGCGGAGAUUGCCUCGGUUUCUACAACCGGGUUCCACAGUUGAACAGUUGCAUACCAGUGUAGUGUUACCAAUGUGUUUCGAUGUAAAUCCGAGAGGACACAGUAGCUUUGCAUAUUCGUUUCUUAUAUUGUGACCGAUUUUUGUGAGAUCCCAAAAAAUUCAAUUUCAUCGACCUAUGUUUAAUCGGGCUACUAUGGAUAUGUAUAAAAGUAUGCAAGAUUUGUAACGGGCGAAAAUUUUAACCGACUUCCAAACAAAAAAAGGAGGAGGCUCUAUGUUUGGCAGUAUUACCUAUUCAUACAGAUAGAAAACGCGAUUUAGCUAUUGCUCGAUUAAAGUUUGCAGUUUUUUGAGUUCUCAAUAUUUCCGCGCUGUACAUAAGCUUUAUUGUUAAGUCUUCGACUGUCUAACUGUUAGUGCCAGUGGGUGAUGAAUGCUCGUAAACUCCUUGAUAUUUUUACACUUAACGUACUUAGGUAGACUUUGUAAUACCCUGAUCGACAGCUACUGGAGAUUGGGACCAUCUGUAGUCGAGACUCCUUCGAAUAGUGCGAGUUAAAUGUUAAGCCUACUACACAACAAUAAACGUGUGUCCGUGUGACUGAAUGUUACUGUUAUUGUUAUUUACUUAAGAACAUUUGGGUUAAGAAUAUAUUGCGUUAAAACUUUUAAAGAACCUUGGUCUUAUCCAGUUUUAUAGGUAGGUUAAAAAACGCAGUAUUUUCUUAACGCGAGUAACCUAUAGUCAUUGUAUGAAUUUCUAAAUAUGUAGUUAAAUAGGAACAUAAUGUCCAAUUUUGUAUGAAUUUUCUGAGUGAAAUUAAUUAUGACUGUUCUUAA
Aricia agestis (brown argus) is the source of this 5031-nucleotide messenger RNA. It is a transcript of the gene Tusp, whose product is annotated as tubby-related protein 4. Gene Ontology annotation, molecular function: protein binding. The transcript has 15 exons. Lineage: Eukaryota; Metazoa; Arthropoda; Insecta; Lepidoptera; Lycaenidae. The coding region runs from base 91 to 4119 and encodes 1342 amino acids. The record is from RefSeq and is a predicted model, not a curated record.